AUGACAUUUUUUGGGUGGAUUAUUUUCUCUUCUGCUUAUUAUUUGGAUGCGAAGGUUCGAGGAGAUAUUGACUAUUACAGCGCGAGGGAGAAAAUGGACAGACUGACGGUCGAAUUUCAGGAUAGUUCCAAAGCAAUUGGGAGGAUCAGAAGAUUUUCUCCACAGCAAUUGAUUGAGUUUUCGGUCGAAAACGGAGCCGUAGAGAACAAACUGACAGAAAAGGAUCUUUUCUUCCUCAGAAAUUUGGACCAAGGCCCUGGUCGAAAAUUCUACUGGCUCGUCAAUGAUACUCACUACCAACGGCCAGUUUGCUUUGAGCAUGUUUACUCCUUCCGAACCGCCUUUCUCUUCUUUCUCGAAACAGAGACUACAGUUGGAUAUGGCAAGCGAGCUGUAACUGUUCAUUGUCCUGAGGCAAUCGUGUUUUUGAUCAUUCAAUGUCUUCUCGGAACACUUGUCGAUGCCUUCAUGGUCGGUUGUAUUUUUAUCAAGAUUUCAAAACCUCAGGGGGAAUUCUUGCCGAUGGAUCAGAAGGACAUGGACAUUGGAAACAUGACAGGAGCUGACAGAUUGUUUCUCGUGACGCCGAUGAUAAUUGAACAUGAAAUAAAUGAGAAAAGCCCGCUGUGGACCAUCAGCUAG
Molecule: messenger RNA, 642 nt
Organism: Oikopleura dioica
Lineage: Eukaryota; Metazoa; Chordata; Appendicularia; Copelata; Oikopleuridae
Source: the annotation of a GenBank genome assembly